AUGUAUCAACAUCCACUACUGCUCAUGGCACCUCGACGUGAUAGUACAGAGACCGUCACCUCUUGUUCAAACAUGAAUAUGCAACCUUUUCGAUGUUGUGUGCCAACCGGCGAUUGUCUUAAAAAUAAUACAAUUGACUUCGGACUUGUAAGCAGCGAUCAAUUGUAUGAUGCCGUGAAAAUAAUUUGCACGAAUGAAAAUUGCAAUGCAGGGCAGUAUAUGCACGCUGAAUGCUUUGAACAGUGGGAACAGAGCGUGUUGAACUACCUCAAGUCAAUCGGACGUGCACGCUCUUGGUCAGAUAAACAACGUCAGCAAAACUUGUGGAACAAGAAAGGCUACGAUUUAGUUUAUAAAGUUUGCGGCUGCCGCUGCGGUCGUGGGCAUAUCAAAAAAGAUCUCGAUUGGUCGCCACAAAUCACUGCUAAUCUCUUUGGAGCUCGUUUAGAUGAUGAAGCAUCUAAGAAGCGAAAGAAAAAGAAUAAAAAUAAUCAGAAACCGGCUUUGUCGCUUACGACAUCGACACCAAACGGCACGAGCGCUUAUCAAUCGAAUCAAAUGCUUAAACUCUCGACAAGUAUCGUUGAUAAUGUUUGCAACAUUUUAGAUCAGCAGUUGUCAGUUACAACUCCUCCACAAUCUACAAUCCGAGGACGUGCUGGGAGUUUGACAUCUAGCAAUGGAUCAUCAUCUCCAGCGUCAUCCGCUAACGAUGAAAGCAACUUGUCAGUAUCACCGAUUCAAAACCAUCGCGCAAUCAUCAAGCAGCAAUAUCUGAAGCACGGCGAAAUGUAUUCCGAUCGUAUUCGGUAA
This is a messenger RNA of Clunio marinus, 813 nucleotides long. Lineage: Eukaryota; Metazoa; Arthropoda; Insecta; Diptera; Chironomidae. The record is from the annotation of a GenBank genome assembly.